AUGAGCGGAACGAACGUUUUUGCGGGCGCUCACAACUUUGUUGCUAGCGACAUCACGGUGAAUGCAGCUAAGAUAACGUACCAAUUUGCCUGCUCCGACGCACGGAGUCACGAAAUCGGCACACAUGCCUCAUGCCCCGAGGCGCGCCCCCCUGCUCAGUAUCUAAACGCCCCAGACAGUGCAGCGGUUCCCACCUUAAUUGAAACGACUCCUUUCCUUUCAAGCGACAUCGCCGCCGCCGCCCAAAUCGCUCUCGUGAUUCAUCAAUCUCUCAGCGAUAGCAAAGGGGCUCCGUAUGAGCUUAACUGCUUCGUCGACGAGCUACGUUCUUUCGCCGACGCCUUGCUUUCGCUUUCCGAGAUAGUCCGUGAGAUUGAACUGCAACCCCUUGGCCCAAUAACCAUGAAUAUCAUAUACGAAGCUGCGACCUGCCUUGAUUUCGUGAAGAAGGUCAGAGAUGGUAUCGAACCAUACGAGACAGCUUUUGCGGCAGGGCGAGGUUCCUUCAGGAAAGUUUGGUACAAAGUCUGCUGGGGCGUUUUCAGGCCAAAGGAAAUUACGACGCUGCGGAAGAAGCUUUCUCAGCGUACGCAGAAGAUCGCAAUCUGGGUGGGCGUAUUGGGAAUUUUCUUGACUUCCAACUACGGCAAAACCGUCGCGUCGAUCGAGACAAGAACAAAUGACCUACUCAUGGUACAUAAAAACAUAGCUCCAUCCGUUUCGUACGGCGUUGGGAAUACGGUGAUUUUGACGGAUGCAUUCGGGAAGCCGAUACCGUUGGCAAUGGACUACUAUUGCUCGCCAGAGGCCCUCCAUAACUUCCUGAUGUUCCACUUCAAGGACAAGAUUGGGUUGGAGUAUGUUGAGAGACAUGAGUACAGCAUUUCUACCGUGGACGGAAAGACGAUCAUGAAGUCUGAUUAUGCGGCAUGGAGAUCCAUUGUGAAAGAAGGCGCAGUACUCGUCAUGAGUAUUCUGAUUAGAAUACAACUGGAGUCAGGGAGUGCUAAAGACCAGAGAAACACUUGCCCACGGUGUUUUAGGACUGAUGUUGGUGUGAUGCGGGACCAAGGGUGGUUAGAGUGGGUGGAGCAUAGUGUAUGUGAACUUGAUGCUUUGACUCUGACCAUGCCUCUGACCAUGUGUCUUGCUUUCCCAUAUCCAGGCUGCUCUGUAUGUGAACUUGUUGAUUUGACUCUGACCAUGCCUCUGAUCUCUGUCUUGCUUUCUCAUUCCCAGUGGCUCUGCUAUUUGACUCUGACCAUGCCUCUGACCAUCCGUCUUGCUUUCCCAUUUCCAGCUGCUUUCUGGCUUGUAUGUGGACUUGUUAAUUUGACUCUGACCAUUCCUCUGACCAUCCAUCUUGCUUCCUCAUUUUCUGGGCCUUUUUACAUUAAUUUCACUGGUUUUGCUGAUUUCCUUGUGUUCACCUGUUAUUCAAUCUUAAAUCUAAGUCAUUUGACUUGUGAGAAGUCCAACUCCAUGUCCAACUACGAUUCUGACAAUGAAGAGCAUGAAAAUGAUGGCUGUAGGGUGUCACAAGGCAUCACAGGAUGUCCUAGGGCAACCUGA
Messenger RNA from Laccaria bicolor S238N-H82, 1572 nucleotides. RefSeq lists its product as uncharacterized. NCBI's taxonomy places the organism in Eukaryota, Fungi, Basidiomycota, Agaricomycetes, Agaricales, Hydnangiaceae. The transcript has 21 exons. Bases 1 to 1572 code for a protein of 523 amino acids. The record is from RefSeq and is a predicted model, not a curated record.